AUGGUGUUUGGACCCAAAACCUCUGGCUUCUGUGCCUUCAUAUCACUAUGGGGAGUGGUAUUCAUGGUAACGUGCCUUUGCCUUACUGCUUACUGUUUAGGGAGUACUUGGAGUGGCCUUCUGGAGCCAGGCUGUUGGACUGAUGGAGAGUCUACCACAAUCUGACAAAACGUUUACGACGUUCGAAGAACUAAAACAAGAUGUGGAAGACAAGUACUGGGAGAAUGCCCUCAAGUGUUGGUAUGUCAGUGGAUUCUACGGUGUUACCUUGGUAUUGAGUGUCGUGAGAUUAGCGUUUGCAUAA
Messenger RNA from Bursaphelenchus okinawaensis, 304 nucleotides. The record is from the annotation of a GenBank genome assembly. Lineage: Eukaryota; Metazoa; Nematoda; Chromadorea; Rhabditida; Aphelenchoididae.